CUGACGAUUGAGUUAUGAGAAAUGGAAAACCUUAAAUGCAAAUCAGAUACCAAAAUCACAUUAUUAGUUAAAGCACUUGAUCUUUGUCAAUUAGGAUUCAGGCAAAGACUUUCUGUCUUAUUUAAUCCUCAGAACUAGCUUUUGGGUUUUCCUUCCCCAGUUAUGACCCUAAUCUUCCUGUAGUACACUGAAUUCCUUCCUUGCACCUACUUGGCCAAGCUGACUCUUUUUGAUUAAAAGUGAACUGUGAGUUAGUGUGAAGUUUGAGAUAAAUGUAUUUUUAUAGGGAUGCCUCAAGCCAGUUUGCAAGAGGCUUUUAAUUGCUCAGUAUUUUCUGUGAUGCAUGGUCGUUAUUGUGACCCGUCAUUGUGCUCUGUUGAAACAGUGGAAUGUUUUAUUUACUCUGCAGUGUUGCAUGAGAUUGAAUCGUGGAGAAGCACAAAGUAGUGGCAGCAAACCGUUUCAGUGAAGUUAUCCACAUUGACAGUAAGAGAGCAUACCGGAGCAGGAAGCUCAGUUCUAGCCAGCUACUCAUGUUCUACUCAUUGAAAGCCACUGACAAGUUGUAAGGCAUGUAUUGAUACAAAGUACAACAUAAAGCACAAAAAUAUAAUAGGAAAAGAAUAUGAUUUACAGACGAAUCUUAAACAUUAUAGCUCACUGGCUGUAUCUGAAAAUUCUUGAGUGAAUGUGUUUGGUUAUUUCUCCCAGGUUAACUUGCCACUGUGCUUACUGAGGGUUAAGGCAGACGAUUAAAAUGUAGGUGAACUAGAUGACUAUAAAUAAUGAAUCAUAAUAAAUGUUCAGUGAUGUAAUGUUAAUGUCACUGCUCAGUGUGACUUACUGAUUAAUGGCUUUUUUGUAGCUACAGUGAGGGAGCAUGUGCAGAGCAACCCAGUGGUAAACAGGUUAAAACAGGUUAUUAGUUUUCUCAUUACAAUUCAUUACCUCUAGCAGUUUACCUCUGUUUUGGUGAAACACAGCGAUCUACAAUUCAUCUAUAAAAGAGGUUGAUGAGCUGAUUGUUUUCUUUCAGGUCAAACAUGUGGGUUUUGGUGUCCCCGAUGCUUCCAUCAGCUUUUGUAGUGAUACUUCAUAACCUGAAGAUGUCACUCUUAAUUGGCCUAUUAUCUGACUCUAAAACAGUCCAUAUCCUGAAGCAAGAGUGGCCCAAACACUGGCCCACCUUCAUCAGUGACAUUGUGGGGGCAAGUCGCACCAGCGAGAGCCUCUGUCAGAACAACAUGGUCAUUCUCAAGCUGCUCAGUGAGGAAGUCUUUGACUUUUCCAGUGGCCAGAUGACCCAGGUCAAGGCCAAGCACCUAAAAGACAGCAUGUGCAAUGAAUUCUCCCAGAUAUUCCAGCUUUGCCAGUUUGUUAUGGAAAAUUCACAGAAUGCCCCCCUGGUUCACGCCACUCUGGAAACCCUCCUACGUUUUCUCAACUGGAUUCCUCUGGGAUACAUCUUUGAAACCAAACUGAUCAGCACACUGGUGUAUAAGUUCUUGAACGUGCCCAUGUUUCGCAAUGUGACACUGAAGUGCCUCACAGAGAUUGCCGGUGUGAGCGUCAGCCAGUAUGAGGAGCAGUUUGUCACACUCUUUACCCUGACCAUGUGUCAACUCAAACAGAUGCUGCCACUGAACACCAACAUUCGGCUGGCCUACGCCAACGGGAAAGAUGACGAGCAGAACUUCAUCCAGAAUCUCAGUCUUUUCCUCUGUACUUUCCUUAAAGAGCACGGGCAGCUCAUUGAGAAGCGGCUCAACCUCAGAGAAACUUUAAUGGAGGCCCUCCACUACAUGCUGCUGGUGUCAGAGGUGGAAGAGACCGAGAUCUUUAAAAUUUGUCUCGAGUAUUGGAACCACUUGGCUGCUGAGCUCUACAGAGAGAGUCCCUUCUCUACAUCCACGUCCCCCCUGCUCUCUGGCAACCAGCACUUUGACGUGCCACCACGCAGACAGCUCUAUCUUCCUGUACUCUCUAAGGUGCGUCUGCUGAUGGUAAGUCGGAUGGCCAAGCCGGAGGAGGUGUUGGUGGUGGAGAAUGACCAGGGAGAGGUGGUCAGAGAGUUUAUGAAGGACACUGAUUCAAUCAACCUCUACAAGAACAUGAGGGAAACCCUUGUGUACCUGACUCACCUGGACUAUGCAGACACAGAACGCAUAAUGACAGAGAAGCUCCACAACCAGGUGAACGGUACUGAAUGGUCCUGGAAGAACCUCAACACACUGUGCUGGGCCAUAGGGUCCAUCAGUGGAGCUAUGCACGAGGAGGAUGAGAAGAGGUUCCUGGUCACUGUCAUCAAGGAUCUGUUGGGUCUGUGUGAGCAGAAGAGGGGCAAGGACAACAAGGCCAUCAUAGCCUCCAACAUCAUGUAUAUUGUUGGCCAGUAUCCACGCUUUCUCAGAGCCCACUGGAAGUUCCUCAAAACUGUGGUCAAUAAACUCUUUGAGUUCAUGCAUGAGACCCAUGAUGGUGUACAAGACAUGGCCUGCGACACCUUCAUCAAGAUCGCCCAGAAGUGCCGACGCCACUUUAUCCAGGUGCAGGUGGGAGAGGUGAUGCCCUUCAUCGAUGAGAUCCUCAACAACAUCAACACCAUCAUUUGUGAUCUUCAACCUCAACAGGUGCACACGUUCUACGAGGCAGUAGGUUAUAUGAUUGGGGCCCAGACAGAUCAGGCUGUUCAAGAGCACCUGAUAGAAAAAUACAUGCUGCUGCCCAAUCAAGUGUGGGACAGCAUCAUCCAGCAGGCCACAAAGAACGUGGACAUCUUGAAGGACCCAGAGACUGUGAAACAGCUGGGGAGCAUCCUGAAGACCAAUGUCAGGGCCUGUAAGGCUGUGGGACACCCAUUUGUCAUCCAGCUGGGACGGAUUUACCUUGACAUGCUCAACGUCUACAAGUGCCUCAGCGAGAACAUCUCUGCUGCCAUUCAGACAAAUGGUGAGAUGGUGACAAAACAGCCCUUGAUCCGGAGUAUGAGAACGGUCAAACGAGAGACAUUAAAACUAAUCUCCGGCUGGGUCAGUCGAUCAAACGACCCACAGAUGGUAGGGGAGAACUUUGUUCCACCGCUGCUGGAUGCCGUCCUCAUCGACUACCAACGCAAUGUCCCCGCUGCCCGUGAGCCCGAGGUCCUCAGCACCAUGGCAACCAUUGUCAACAAGCUCGGGGGACACAUCACCAGCGAGAUACCCCAGAUCUUUGAUGCUGUCUUUGAGUGCACCCUAAACAUGAUCAACAAGAACUUUGAGGAAUAUCCAGAGCACAGGACCCACUUCUUCUACUUACUGCAAGCUGUAAACUCUCACUGCUUCCCUGCGUUCCUCGCUAUCCCCCCUGCCCAGUUCAAACUGGUGCUGGACUCCAUCAUCUGGGCCUUCAAACACACCAUGAGGAAUGUGGCUGACACUGGUCUGCAGAUUCUCUACACGUUGCUGCAGAAUGUGGCCCAGGAGGAAGCAGCCGCCCAGAGUUUCUACCAGACGUAUUUCUGCGAUAUCCUACAACACAUCUUCUCGGUGGUCACGGACACAUCACAUACCGCUGGCCUGACGAUGCACGCAUCCAUCCUGGCCUACAUGUUCAACCUGGUGGAGGAGGGGAAGAUCACGACAGUGCUUAACCCUGCCAGCCCCACCAACAACCAGGUUUUCAUCCAGGAAUACGUGGCCAACCUGCUCAAGACUGCCUUCCCUCACCUACAAGAUGCUCAGGUGAAGGUGUUUGUGACCGGGCUGUUCAGCUUAAACCAGGACAUUCCUGCCUUCAAGGAACACCUUAGGGACUUCCUUGUCCAGAUAAAGGAGUUUGCAGGCGAGGACACCUCAGACCUGUUCCUGGAGGAGAGGGAGGCAUCACUUCGUCAGGCCCAGGAGGAGAAACACAAGAUACAGAUGUCAGUCCCGGGCAUCCUCAACCCUCAUGAGAUCCCAGAGGAGAUGUGUGACUGAGCACCAGAUCAACCAAACUGUACAGUACUCCAAACAAACAAACAAACACAAACAAAUCCUAACCACAGCAACUACAAACAAAACCCAAGAGAGGCACUUGAGUGUGGUGGGAGGCCGCUCGCCCACUGCAGAGCGGAUUGUCCCAUUGGUUGUUUCUUGACCAAAACAAUGCCAACAAUAUGUAAAUGAUUACCGCGUCACCCUGUGGCCCUUUUUACAUAAUCUGCGUUUUCUAUGGAGACUUUUUGUGUGAUAUCUUUCCAGAACUGUUAGUCUAAGCUUAUGUUUUGUUGGCCCAUCCCAAGACCUGCAUGAUUAGGACAACUUAACCAUCUUGUUUUUGUUCUGUUCCCUUCACUCCCCCCCCAUGUUCUUUUUCCCAGCUCUUCCCAUAUAUUUGUUUAUAUAUAAAUAUAUUAUAUAUACAGUCUGAGCAGGGUUUUUGUGGAGAGAAAAAAAAAAAAUCAGCAUAUCUGUCAAGAUGGCAUUGAGGCUUCUAGACCUGUGGUGUGAACGACAGGAAGUGGUCCUUUAUAGCACCGCUUCUUUGGUGCCCCACGGCAUUGUGGGAGAAUGUGAAUCUAACGGAUAAUGAAUGAAGGUUGAGAGAUGCUGCUUCAUGUUUCAGCAUCUGUUGCUCAUGAGUUAUGCUUCACCUAAAAAAUAAAAACAAACAAAAAAAAAAGUGUUGGCUGCUGCCGGCAGGAGGUUUUUAGGGAAAGCAAAACCGAAUAUGUGCAUAUCAUCCCAAUUGUAUAGCAUCUUUAAUACCAUGGGAACAUUUUUUUCCUUUUAUUCUAUUGUUUCUUUUUGUUGUGGGUGUGUGCGCGUGUGUGCUGUCGCCUAGUCGACAUCAGCGUUUUGUUUUCCUCUAAGAGGAUUGUUGCUCAUUUGUGAGCCUUCAUUAAUGGGAUGUUUUAAGGAAGUGGCGGAGGUAUUUAUGGGUUCUUAGUUGGUUGCAUCUUUAUAACAGCUCCUGUUUAACUCAGAAGGCUUUGAAGAUUUUGAAUUGUACUAAUUUAGAUUGUUUACCAUGCAGUAGUGCUUCAAGACACUACCUUUAGAGCAAAAUGAAAAAUUAAACUGGGUUUACAUUUAAUUUUGUAUUUUUGCAUUUUUCAUUUGUACCUGUUUGAGUUCUGUCCAAAUAAACAAAAGGCUUUUUGUCCAGAGAGCAAAUGCAUUGCCAACGAGUUUAAUUAGGAAAAGAAUGUAUAAAUCCAAAUAAGUACCCAAUCUCUAAUGGCAAAUUUCCCUUCUCAAGGUGUUACAUUUGUUGUGAACUUUUUGAACUGAUUAAAGUUGAGAAUUUUAUAA
This is a messenger RNA of Scatophagus argus, 5276 nucleotides long. It is a transcript of the gene xpo1b, whose product is annotated as exportin 1 (CRM1 homolog, yeast) b. Gene Ontology annotation, molecular function: nuclear export signal receptor activity; small GTPase binding. The record is from RefSeq and is a predicted model, not a curated record. Lineage: Eukaryota; Metazoa; Chordata; Actinopteri; Scatophagidae. The coding region runs from base 1044 to 3959 and encodes 971 amino acids. Gene Ontology annotation, cellular component: cytoplasm; nucleus. Gene Ontology annotation, biological process: ribosomal large subunit export from nucleus; ribosomal small subunit export from nucleus; protein export from nucleus. The transcript has 20 exons.